AUGGCCACGGCAUCUCCAAAAGGCAAAAAGGCUCGUGCCCGCCUCAACAGCCGAAUCCGGAUCUUUGCCAUUUUAUGGUUUGUCUUGGUGGCAGUCACACUGGUCUGCCUGGUAUUCCUGUUUCGCAAUGUCAUGAAUUAUUCCUCGGCCGAUGAACCUCCGAGUAGUGGCGGUCUGUUGUUUAGCAUCCAUGCUGGCAAGAAGGGAGACUUUGUUCGACAUUACGUGCACGAUUUAAUGUCCAAAAACAAUAAGGAUCCCGCACGGCAGGCCAGUGAAGUAGUUGACAACAAUCCACAACAAGCUAAUAGCAACAAUCUCGUUGGUGCAACUCUACCAAGACCCAAUCCCGAAGAAGCCGUUACGGUCGCAUAUGCCGUGUCGGUUACUGGCUGUGGAGCGGAUCCCUUGACCGAAGGAGCUGCCGUUCUCAAACACUCGAUCCAUCGAGCAUCGAUUCGGGGAGACAUGGGUGGACGCUACAAUUACAAAAUGUAUGCCAUUUAUCAUCCCAAAGCCAUUGCUUGUGCUAAAACAUUGGAAGCACUGGGAUAUGAAUUGCUGGAACGAGAAACCUUUGUAAAAGUGUCGGAAAUUCAAGGAGAAUUCCUGCGAAACAAUAUUGAAAAGAAUGGUUGUUGUGGAGAAAAGGAGUUCAUCAAGUUGGAAGCCUACACGUUGAUACAGCAUCCCAUUGUGGUUCAUUUGGAUCUGGAUGUGCUAGUGCUGAGACCACUCGACAAUUUAUUUGAUGUCAUGAUGGCGAGUGAACACAACAAAGGGGCCGAUGUUCCUUUGGAUUUGAGCCAUAUCGAACCCAUGUAUCCGCCCAAAGACGGAGGGCUGGUACCGCACCAAGUCAAUGCCUUCUUUACUCGUGAUUACAACAUGGUCAGUUCCAAGAAAAAGUACAAACCGGUACAAGGUGGCUUUCUGGUGCUUCGUCCAUCCAUGGAUGUGUACAAUGAAUUCAAAUCAAUUGCACUAAAAGGAGACUUUCGAUCCAGUGGUGGAUGGGGUGGCAUUGUUGGUCCCUUUUAUGGAGCCAUGACAUUCCAAGGGAUCAUGCCAUACUUCUAUGAUGUUCUUCAUCCCGGGCAAGCUGUGGAACUGAAUCGAUGUGUAGUGAAUAACAUGGCCGACAAUCCACGCGACAAGAAAACAGUGAAUGAUGUUGUGCAUGGAAAUUGUCGAACUGGAAAAGAUGAAUGCGAAGAUUGCCGCACCAGGGACAUUGAACAAGUGCUGACAACCCACUACACUCUGUGUCAAAAACCUUGGAUCUGUAUCCCACACGAUCAGAACAUGAUUCAACAUCGAUUAUGCCGCAAACUACACCAUGAAUGGUUUAGAAUACGAUCCGAGUUGGAAGCGUCCUGGGGACGCUCCGGCAGCGGUGCAGGGGAAUGGCAGAAAGACCAAUUCAUGGGCUAUUGUAAGCAACCAGGAAACAAGGGAUAUUUACCCAUUGCCACCCCGUAUGGAGUAGCAGCGUAG
Seminavis robusta is the source of this 1497-nucleotide messenger RNA. NCBI's taxonomy places the organism in Eukaryota, Bacillariophyta, Bacillariophyceae, Naviculales, Naviculaceae. The record is from the annotation of a GenBank genome assembly.